CUGCGAUCCCGUGAGAGUGUGCGAGUGUGUUUGGUUUCGGAAGGGAGUGGAAAGCCCUCCGCGACACAGUGUCACUCAUAUAAUGUGACACAGGGAGGGGACAGGGGAGAGAGAGAGCGAGGGUUCGUAUCGGUUGUGGCUACAGAACACUGGGAAAAAGGCAAUGCACGCGCGCACCGUCGCCUAGGCUACAGUCGGUGCCGUUAUCUAGCCUUCUGAAUGAAGGAUUGAAGCUGAAGAUUCCCAAAGGUUUUCCUCCCGGAGAAAACAGAAACAAUAUUUGUUUGUUUUUUCUCUCUCUCUCUGUCUCUCUCGCUCUUUCUCUCUCUCGCUCCUCCAUCCUUCUUUCAUGUCUCUGAGGAUGUGUCAGAACUGAGGUGUCUGUCAUUGAGAAGAAGCUGAUAUAUGAAAAUCAGAGCUGGUGUCAGAAGUUGACAAGACAGAGGACACGGAUAUUGAAAGACACAACGCUAAGACCAAUGUUAUGUCUGCCUAAAGUAACCUUACACAACGAAGCGGAUCGUAAAGACCGAGACCGGAAUCCUCAUCGCCACGAGACCUGCCGUGACCAGCGGAUCACAGGUGCAAGCACUCGUACACUGGAGAGAAACGAGACGUCGCUGGAGGAAUACGGUUUCAAGUGUGUUCUAAAACACAGAAGGAUCAUGUCACGCCUACAUCUCCACCUCUCCUCCUUCCGUUCCUCCUCUCUCUCCUCUGUCCUUCUCCUAGUCUUCCUCUCCUCCAUGCUCCUCCUGUCCCUCCCCAGCCCGGCCGUGGCCGGUUCCACUCCUCUAUCAGAGGGGGGUAACGUAAAGGCUAACUGCACGGCUACGGGAGACCCCUGUCAGGAGGGGGUGGUACUGCCCGUCUGGAACCCACAGAACCCCUCUGUAGGAGACAAGGUAGCGCGGGCCAUUGUCUACUUUGUAGCGAUGAUCUAUAUGUUCCUGGGGAUGUCCAUCAUAGCUGAUAGAUUCAUGUCUUCUAUAGAGGUGAUCACCUCUCAGGAGAAGGAGAUCACCAUAAAGAAGUGGAACGGGGAGACAACCACAGCUACAGUGAGGAUCUGGAACGAGACCGUGUCUAACCUCACUCUCAUGGCUCUGGGGUCAUCUGCUCCUGAGAUACUGCUCUCUGUUAUAGAGGUGUGUGGCCACGGCUUCGAGGCUGGUUCUCUGGGUCCCUCCACCAUUGUGGGCAGUGCUGCUUUUAACAUGUUCAUCAUCAUCGCCCUGUGUGUCUAUGUGGUUCCUGACGGAGAGACCAGGAAGAUUAAACAUCUCCGUGUGUUUUUCGUGACCGCGGCGUGGAGUGUGUUCGCAUACAUCUGGCUGUAUCUUAUCCUGUGUGUGUUCUCUCCUGGAGAGGUGGAAGUCUGGGAGGCCGUGGUCACCUUUCUGUUCUUCCCCCUCUGCGUGGUCCAGGCGUGGGUGGCCGAUCGACGAUUGCUCUUCUACAAGUACGUCCGCAAGCGUUACCGUGCCGACAAGCACAGAGGCAUCAUCGUUGAGACGGAGGUAGGGAUGGACGGAGGGAUGGGAGGAGGAGGAGGAGGAGGAGGAGGAGGAGGGAUGUUGGGGCCAGGUGGGUUCACUAAGAUGGACAUGAUGGAGCUGGACGGACAGGUGGUGGAGGGAUGGAGGGAUGGAGGGAUGCUGGAGGACGGAGGACAAGAAGGGAGGAGGGAUCUGGAGGACGUGGCCAGGAGAGACAUGGCGAGGACCCUGAAGGAGCUGAAAGCCAGACACCCUGAUAGAGACACAGAGCAGCUUAUAGAGAUGGCCAACUACCAGGUGUUGGUCCAGCAACAGAAGAGCCGAGCGUUCUACCGUAUCCAGGCAACCAGGAUGAUGAUCGGAGCAGGCAACAUCCUGAAGAAGCAUGCUGCUGACCAGGCUAGGAAGGUGGUGAGCAGCCAGGAGCCCCACCUGCAGGAAGACGACCCCCACACGACCCGGAUGGAGUUUCAACCCUCCCACUACCAGUGCUUCGAGAACUGUGGCUCACUCAAACUGACCGUGGCCCGACAUGGCGGAGACCCUGGAGCUUCUGUUAAGGUGGACUACCGUACAGAAGACGGCACAGCCAACGCCGGUUCAGACUAUGAAUUCGCUGAAGGGACCCUCCUCUUCAAGCCGGGCGAGACCCUGAAAGAGAUAACUGUGGGCAUCAUAGACGACGACAUCUUCGAAGAGGAUGAGUACUUCUAUGUCCACCUCAGUAACCCUCGUGUGGUUGGCUACGACCCGUUGGAGACGAACUCUAACUCCUCCCCCAAGGCGGUGCUCGGUGACGGCCACACGGCGACGGUGACCAUCUACGACGACGAUCACGCGGGGAUAUUUUCGUUUGAGAUCGACGCCCUGCGGGUGAGCGAGAGUGUUGGGGUCAUGGAGGUCAAGGUUCAGAGGACGUCGGGGGCCCGGGGGCUGGUGGUGGUGCCUUACAGGACCGUAGACGGGACAGCCCGGGGUGGAGAGGAUUUCGAAGAGGUGUCUGGGAAUCUGGAGUUCCAGAACGACGAGACGAUGAAGAUGAUCGAGGUGAAGAUUAUUGAUGAUGAGCUUUAUGAGAAGAACAAGACCUUCACAAUGGAGCUGGGGGAACCGCUACUUCUGGAUGCUGGCCAAAAACACGGCGACUCCAAUGAGAACAAGCCGACGGAUGACGAGGUGGCCAAGAUGGGUUGUCCCAGUCUGGGAGAAAACACACGGAUAGAGGUGGUCAUCGAAGAGUCUUACGAGUUCAAGAACACAGUAGAUAAGCUGAUCAAGAAGACUAAUCUUGCGUUGGUGGUGGGAAGCUGCAGCUGGAGAGAGCAGUUUGUCUCUGCCGUCACUGUCAGCGCAGGUGAUGAUGAUGAUGAGGAGAGUGGUGAAGAGCGUCUCCCGUCCUGUUUUGACUACAUCAUGCACUUCCUCACCGUCUUCUGGAAAGUUCUGUUUGCCUUUGUCCCUCCGACAGAGUACUGGAAUGGCUGGGCCUGCUUCAUCGUCUCCAUCAGUCUCAUCGGAGUUCUGACGGCUGUAACAGGAGACCUGGCCUCUGCCUUCGGCUGCACUGUGGGUCUGAAGGACUCUGUCACUGCCGUGGUGUUUGUAGCACUAGGGACCUCUGUACCAGACACCUUUGCCAGUAAGGUGGCCGCCAUCCAGGACCAGUACGCCGACGCCUCCAUCGGCAACGUAACCGGUAGCAACGCCGUGAACGUCUUCCUUGGGAUCGGAGUGGCGUGGACCAUCGCCGCCGUCUUCUGGCGCUCCAAAGGCCAGGUGUUUCGUGUCGACCCGGGCUCGCUGGCGUUCUCCGUCACGCUCUUCACGGUGAUGGCGUGCAUAUGCGUGAUGAUCCUCCUCUACCGACGGCGAGCGUCAGUGGCAGGCGGGGAGCUCGGAGGGCCGAGGACUACCAAGAUCAUCACAUCACUGGUCUUCUUCUUCAUGUGGCUGAUCUAUAUAUUGCUGUCAUCACUGGAGGCAUACUGUCACAUACCUGGGUUCUAGAGAGAGAGAGAGAUGGAGGGGUGAGGGAAGAGCGGAAGAGAGAAGGAUGGAGGGGUGGGUUGGGGGAGACAGAGAGGAGGAAUAGACACAGGGAGGGAACAAAAGGAAACCCACUCGGCAAAAACUGGUUGAAUCAACAUUGUUUCCACGUUGUUUCAACAACAACAAAAAUGAAGCGUAAUGACGUUUAUUCAACGUGGGAAAUUGAUUGGAUUUGCAACUUAAAUCCAACGUCAUGGGGACAUUUUUUUGUCAGCCAAAUGUAAAUGAAAAGUAGAUGUUGAAUUGACGUCUGCGCCUGUGGGAAGGGAGGCAGGCAGAGAGGACAUGUUGGAAAGAGCAUUCUCCCUUUCCCUAUCUAACACUAGUCAGUAUUCUCCCAUCUAACACUAGAGUCAGUAUUCUCCCAUCUAACACUAGAGUCAGUAUUCUCCCAUCUAACACUAGAGUCAGUAUUCUCCCAUCUAACACUAGAGUCAGUAUUCUCCCAUCUAACACUAGAGUCAGUAUUCUCCCAUCUAACACUAGAGUCAGUAUUCUCCCAUCUAACACUAGUCAGUAUUCUCCCAUCUAACACUAGAGUCAGUAUUCUCCAUAUCAGUGAAAGCCUCUAAAAUCCCCUGCUGUUGUCUAACAGGUAGAGGUCAUAUCAGUGAAAGCCUCUAAUCCAACAGGUAGAGGUCAUAUCAGUGAAAGCCUCUAAUCCAACAGGUAGAGGUCAUAUCAGUGAAAGGCUCUAAUCCAACAGGUAGAGGUCAUAUCAGUGAAAGCCUCUAAUCUAACAGGUAGAGGUCAUAUCAGUGAAAGCCUCUAAUCCAACAGGUAGAGGUCAUAUCAGUGAAAGCCUCUAAUCCAACAGGUAGAGGUCAAAUCAGACACCCUGCUUUACGACCCUCCUCUCCUCCUUUCUCUCUUUCCUUCCCUCGCUCACUCCGCCCAGCCUUAUUCUCCAAUAGACUGUAAACGUCUUAAUAUUGUCUUACAGUGAUAGGCUAGUAGAGGACGUUAGACCACACCCCUUUCCCCGCCACCCUCGCUCCUGUUGAGCCAAUCCCAAGUCACCUUGCUCCCUAAGGAAGACCUUGCCCCUCCCACUUUUCGACGGCGUUGGUGUGUAGAUGUUGUUAUUGCGAAAUUGUAAAGAAAAUAAUAAAUAAGGAAAAUGAUGAUUAUUAUGAAGAAGUAUGUUAAAAACAUUGGAACGAGAGAGAAGAUGAUAUUAAAAGACUAUAAUUAUUAUGUGAGAACUGUACGGAAUGAUAAUAAUUGAACUUUGCAAUAAAGAAAAUGUUGAAUAU
This is a messenger RNA of Oncorhynchus mykiss (rainbow trout), 4804 nucleotides long. Its product is annotated as sodium/calcium exchanger 3. The record is from RefSeq and is a predicted model, not a curated record. Lineage: Eukaryota; Metazoa; Chordata; Actinopteri; Salmoniformes; Salmonidae. Gene Ontology annotation, cellular component: postsynapse; axon; sarcolemma. Gene Ontology annotation, biological process: calcium ion import across plasma membrane; sodium ion transmembrane transport; cell communication. Gene Ontology annotation, molecular function: calcium:sodium antiporter activity.